This is a messenger RNA of Sitodiplosis mosellana (orange wheat blossom midge), 9513 nucleotides long. RefSeq names its product ankyrin-3-like. Gene Ontology annotation, biological process: signal transduction. The record is from RefSeq and is a predicted model, not a curated record. Gene Ontology annotation, molecular function: protein binding. The transcript has 16 exons. The coding region runs from base 652 to 6378 and encodes 1908 amino acids. Lineage: Eukaryota; Metazoa; Arthropoda; Insecta; Diptera; Cecidomyiidae.
UCUGCGUUCUGUACUAGUAACGCAAUUACGGGCCACUGUAACUCGAGAGAGAAAGAAAAAAGUGAAGAGUGUAGUUUUCUUUUUCCAGAACGAAUCUAUGUUCUCAUUUUUUUGUUGUAAAUUUCUGACUUAUUAUUAAAAGUGUAAUUAUUGCUGUGUUUAAUUAUAGAUUGGUUGCGUAAUAAUUGAAUCAAAUAGAACAGUGCCCAAGUAAAAUGAGCAUUGGAAAUACGCUCAUUUAAUAAUGAAACAAGAGAAAUUACAGUUUUAGUGGCGUGUCGAUUGGCACAUAAAGUGGGAUGAAUUGGUUAUUUUAUUGGCAUUUUUGCAAGUGAAAGACAACAACACACAUCACACACUGUAUAGCGACACAAACAAUAUAGGAACUGAGAAUAGUACCAAACUUAGUGUCAUGUCGUCGUAUAAUAUACGCGAUUGACCAUAACAUAUAUGAGUCGACCAAAGUGAAAUUUCGACACAAAAGCAAACACAAAAUACCUAAAUAAUCCAGAAUAUAAAAUAAAAGUACACGGUAGAAGCAUUUCAAUUCUAUAGGCGAGCAACACCAAAAUAAAACACAUAAAUACAUAAAUUUCGAAGAGAAGCGGUUCUUGUGCGGUUCCAAAAAAAAAGUUAAACUAAAAAUAGGAAAUGAAUGUUGUUAAAAAGAAAUUUCCAUCGCUUCAAACUCUCGGUUCGGAUGGAAACACAUCAUUCCUGCGUGCCGCACGAGCCGGAAAUCUCGAUAAAGUGCUUGAGCAUCUCAAAAAUAAUAUUGAUAUAAACACAUGCAAUGCUAAUGGCUUGAAUGCGUUGCAUCUGGCGAGCAAAGACGGACACGUGCACAUAGUGUCCGAGCUACUGAAGCGUGGUGCGUCCGUUGACAAUGCAACUAAAAAGGGCAACACAGCCCUACACAUAGCAUCAUUAGCUGGCCAAGAAGAAGUCGUUAAACUUUUACUGCAAUAUAAUGCAUCAGUUAAUGCACAAUCACAAAAUGGAUUCUCACCCUUGUACAUGGCUGCACAAGAAAAUCACGACUCCGUAGUAAAACUGUUACUUGCAAAUGGCGCCAAUCAAAGUUUAGCCACCGAAGAUGGUUUCACACCAUUGCUAGUGGCAAUGCAACAAGGGCACGAUAAAGUCGUCGCCGUUUUGUUAGAAAGUGACACCCGUGGCAAAGUUCGAUUACCAGCCUUACACAUCGCCGCAAAAAAGGAUGACGUACGCGCUGCGACGCUUUUACUCGAGAAUGAUCAUAAUCCUGAUGUCACAUCUAAAUCUGGAUUCACACCACUACAUAUUGCAAGUCAUUAUGGAAAUGAAGCGAUUGCCAACUUGCUCGUUUCAAAAGAUGCUGACGUCAAUUUCCCGGCCAAGCAUAAUAUUACGCCAUUGCAUGUGAGCUGCAAAUGGGGCAAAGCGAAUAUGGUGGCGUUGCUAUUGGAGAAGGGUGCAAAUAUCGAAAGCAAAACCAGAGACGGACUCACUCCAUUGCAUUGUGCCAGCCGCUCAGGACAUGAACAAGUUGUUGAUAUGCUAUUGGAACGUGGUGCACCAAUUAGCGCAAAAACAAAAAACGGCUUGGCUCCAUUGCAUAUGGCUGCCCAGGGCGAACACGUUGACGCUGCUCGCAUCCUUUUGUAUCAUCGCGCCCCAGUCGAUGAGGUUACUGUUGAUUAUUUAACUGCACUUCACGUUGCAUCUCACUGCGGUCAUGUUCGUGUCGCUAAGCUAUUGUUGGAUCGAAACGCUGACGCAAAUGCACGUGCACUCAAUGGAUUCACACCAUUGCAUAUUGCGUGUAAAAAAAAUCGCAUAAAGGUCGUUGAGUUAUUGCUGAAACAUGGUGCUAGCAUUAGCGCAACCACUGAAAGUGGUUUGACACCGUUACAUGUUGCUAGUUUCAUGGGAUGCAUGAAUAUUGUUAUAUAUUUGCUGCAACAUGAGGCCAGCCCAGACGUUCCGACCGUUCGCGGCGAAACACCAUUACAUUUGGCUUGUCGUGCCAAUCAGACCGAUAUUAUUCGAAUUCUUUUGAGAAAUGGUGCUCAGGUUGAUGCCCGUGCGCGUGAGCAACAAACUGCCUUGCAUAUUGCAUCUCGCUUGGGCAACGUUGACAUUGUUAUGCUUUUAUUGCAACACGGUGCUCAAGUUGAUGCCACCACAAAGGAUAUGUAUACUGCUCUGCAUAUUGCAUCGAAGGAAGGCCAGGACGAGGUGGCAGCCGUUCUGAUUGAAAAUGGAGCAUCGCUCGAAGCCAGCACCAAGAAGGGAUUCCAACCCUUGCAUUUGGCCGCUAAAUACGGCCACAUGAAAGUGGCUGAACUAUUAUUGCAAAAGGGGGCUCCAGUUGACGCGCAAGGAAAGAAUGGAGUCACACCACUUCAUGUCGCUAGUCACUAUGAUCACCAAAAUGUUGCAUUGCUUUUGUUGAACAAAGGAGCAAGCCCUCAUGCAACUGCUAAAAAUGGACAUACUCCAUUGCAUAUUGCGGCCCGCAAGAAUCAAAUGGACAUUGCAACCACUUUAUUGGAAUUUGGUGCUCAGGCUGACAGCGAAAGCCGUGCUGGUUUCACUCCAUUGCAUUUGAGCAGCCAAGAAGGGCACGUUGAAAUGUCAAAUUUGCUGCUCGAACACAAAGCCAAUCCAAAUCAUCAAGCUAAGAACGGUUUGACACCAUUGCAUCUGUGCGCACAAGAAGAUCGCUCGAAUGUUGCACAAAUUCUUGUUGAUCAUGGCGCCAAUGUCAAUACGAAAACCAAACAAAACUAUACUCCAUUGCAUAUGGCUUCGCACUUUGGCCAAUUGAAUAUGGUUCGCUUUUUAUUGCAAAAUGGAGCCAAUGUGAAUUCAGACACUGCAAUUGGUUACACUCCAUUGCAUCAAGCAGCUCAGCAAGGUCAUUUGCAUAUUGUCAACGUGUUGCUAGAACACAAAGCAAACCCAGAUGCUGUUACAUCGCAAGGGCAAACACCGUUGUUUAUUUCGCAAAAAUUGGGUUACAUUAGUGUUGUUGAAUCACUGAAAAAUGUAACACAAUCACCAAAAGAUCAAAUGCAAACGUCGGUCAAUGAAGGUGAGAAGUAUAAGGUUGUUGCUCCAGAGGCAAUGCACGAAACCUUCAUGUCUGAUUCGGAAGAAGAAGGUGGUGACGAUGCUAACACGGAUCAUCCAUAUCGGUAUCUAACCGUGGAUGAAAUGAAAUCGUUGGGAGACGAUUCAUUGCCCAUUGAUGUUACGCGUGACGAACGCAUCGAUUCCAAUCGAAUGGCUGCUUCGACCGAUUCAGGCAACAUGAAUUUAUCACAGCAUGAAGAUAGCAUUACACCACAGAACGUCACUCAAACACACGCUGUUCUCGAUGGAAAAUAUGCCAUUGACAACAUUAAAAUCGAAAGACAUCCCGAGCAAAUCGGCGAACUUUCUUUUAGCUUUUUGGUAUCCUUUUUGGUCGACGCACGCGGAGGAGCGAUGCGAGGAUGCCGACACAGUGGCAUCCGCAUUAUCGUACCUCCUCGUUCGGCUGCGCAACCUACCCGUAUAACGUGUCGUUAUGUGAAGCCACAACGAACGUUGCACCCGCCGCAGCUAAUGGAAGGCGAAGCACUGGCCAGUCGAGUACUCGAAUUAGGGCCAGUUGCAGCCAAAUUUAUUGGACCGGUUAUCAUGGAAGUGCCGCAUUUUGCAUCACUACGUGGGAAAGAGCGUGAAAUUGUGAUUCUGCGCUCAGACAAUGGGGAAACCUGGCGUGAGCAUCAAGUUGAAAACAGCGACGAAAUCAUUCACGACACGCUUACCGAAUAUUUUGAACCAGGAGAUAUAAAUCAAAUGGAUGAAUCGUCUGGUGGACGCAUCUGCCGCUUUGUCACCUAUGAUUUCCCACAAUAUUUCGCUGUUGUAUCGCGUAUUCGUCAAGAAUUACAUGCUAUUGGCCCCGAGGGAGGUGUUGUAUCGAGUACGGUGGUGCCACAAGUACAAGCCGUGUUCCCACAAGGUGCACUCACCAAAAAAAUCAAAGUCGGCCUACAGGCUCAACCAAUCGAUCCAGACUUGACUGCCAAACUACUUGGACGCGGAGUUGCUGUUUCUCCCAUUGUUACAGUCGAGCCGAGACGCCGUAAAUUCCACAAAGCAAUCACACUUAGCAUGCCAGCACCGAAGGCUCACAGCCAAGGAAUGAUCAAUCAGUAUUCGGGCAACGCACCAACCCUACGUCUACUUUGCUCAAUCACAGGUGGACCAUCGCGUGCUCAAUGGGAAGAUGUAACUGGAUCGACUCCAUUGACAUUUGUCAAUGAUUGUGUUUCAUUCACAACGACUGUUUCAGCACGGUUUUGGUUGAUGGACUGUAGAAAUAUAUCGGAAGCAACAAAAAUGGCCACAGAUUUAUACCGUGAGGCAAUACACGUUCCAUUCAUGGCAAAAUUUGUGGUGUUUGCCAAGCGUGUCGAUCCAUCAGAAGCUCGAUUACGUGUCUUCUGUAUGACCGAUGACAAGGAGGAUAAAACCCUUGAGUACCAGGAGCAUUUCACCGAGGUGGCAAAGAGUCGUGACGUCGAAGUGCUUGAAGGAAAGCCGCAAUAUACUGAAUUUGCGGGCAAUUUAGUGCCGGUCACCAAAUCGGGUGAACAACUGCAAAUCCAAUUCAAAGCGUUCCGCGAGAAUCGUUUGCCGUUCAAUGUUCGUGUGAAAGACCAACAUGCCGACACCGUUGGACGUGCCUUGUUUAUGCGAGAACCGCGCGUGGCCAAAGGCGAACAACCACAACAGCCAAUUUGUAUUCUUAACAUUGUACUGCCCGAGAAAAUUCAUGCCGAAAGCGCCGACGGUAGUCGUGAUCUAAAGCAUUUCACUGAAUUAUCCAGUUUCUAUCGCACGGGCAUUGAUCGAAGCAAUUUGAGUGAUAUACGCAUUGUUGACAUUUCGAACUUACUAGGCGAAGAUUGGGUUCGCCUUGCGCCUGAACUCGGUAUUGAAGAAGAGGAGGUUAGCGAAAUUAUUGCGGAAAAUCCAACGAGUACACCACGGCAAGCACAAUCAAUGUUACAAAAUUAUAUACUGCGCAAAGAUAGUAAUCGAACGGUUCUCGAGACCAGUUUGCGAUCAAUUAAACGUGAUGAUAUUAUCAAAAAGUGCUUGAGGCUCAGCUCCUACAUCGAAAGACCAAAACAAGUGGCUGCCAGCAGCCGCAAGGGUAACAUUCUAGACAAUGGAUACGAAGAAACAGACAUUAUGAAAGACUCGGAGUCAGUGGAAGAGCUGGCGGCACGCGAACGAGAAGAGCUUAAAUAUUCAGCGGAAGAGAAAAUUGUCGAAGACUCGGACGGCGAGUCCCAAGAAGAUGAAAUAGUAAAACGAAGUGUUGCCGAACGGCGUGAACAAAUCACGAAACGUUUGUCAAUCGAGCGGCCAAUUCCAGCGUCAACUCAGCAGAAAGAGAUUGUACAAGAAGUGGCCGAAAUAAAGCGACGUAGUUUAAUUGAAGAUAAAAAAGCGCUUCACGAAGAAGAGAUAAUUAUGCACGCACCAACCGAUAACAUCAUCAAAUCGGCUACGAUUCCAGAACCAGUGAUCAAAUUGAAAUCGGGAGUUAAAGAGGAGAUUGACGUGAGCAAAAGCGAAUUUGAUAAAGAAUUACAAGAUAAACUCAAGACAACCCUUAAAGACGUCGACAGCUUUGAGCAUAAAGUUUCAGCAGACUUGACUGCGGCUGCACCACGUGUUGAAGAGAAAGUACAGAUCGACAGUGUUGUAACGGAAAAAUCAUUCAAAGAUGACAAUGAAACGAUUUUCGUUACAUCGACCAUCGAAACAGUGGCUCCUACAGUGAAAGAGAAAAUUGAUGCGACAAAACGAUUUUUGGAACACGAAAAUGUCGAAAUUCUAGCGAAUGUGGAACAGCCAAAACCAGAAAAAAUAGAAACUGUCACCGAAACGACAAUAUCAACGAAAAACUUCUUGGAUAGCGAAAUAGCGGCUCAAUCUGAACCGAAGACCGUGAUUACCCAACAGGUAGUUGAGGAGAAAGAUGGCCCAGUGAAGACAAUCACCACAACAACCACAACCACGGUCAGUCGAGAAUGGACCGAGCCCAUUGAAAUCGAAACGAGCGGAAAUGCUGCUGACAAUGGAAUUGUCACCAGCACCGUUCGCAUAACGAAGGAUCUGCUCCACGGUGACAACGACUCUGACGAUUUUUAUAAAACAAUCGAAGAAAAGAUUACCAAAAAGAUGAGCCAAGAUUUUACGAUUUACAAGGAUGAUAAUAUUGCAGAUGUAUCAGACGAAAUAUUGGUCUCUCAAACGCCACCACCAACCCCAAAUGAAUCAAAUCAACAUCCGGACGAGAUUCGUGAGCGCUUGCACUGUAAGUAAAUUCGUGAUUUGUGUUUGAAUUUUGCUUUGUGCGUGUUUGAAAAAAAAAAAAAAUGACAAGAAAUGAACUACUAUUCCAUAUAAUUCAGCUAUGUUUGACGUUCUGCGUCUUCUUCAAUAUUCUCGCUGACGAAAAUCGAUUUGAGCGAAUCUAAUAUUCGUAUUCGUAUUUUUUUUUUCCUUUUGAGUUCCGUUUGUUUUCAUUUGUUUCUCGAAUAAGUGUACGUAUUUUGUUUUAUUCAUGCUGUGAAAAAAAAGAACAACUCAAACAUUUUAUACAUACUCCCCUAUCAACAUUUACAAUUAUUGUUUCAUUCUAUUUCUCACCAUGCCGUAAUGACAUUUGAAAACAUCCCAUUCCUUUUAUACUCAUCAUAAUAUAUUUUAGCUAAGCAAAAACCAACUCAUGUGCAAUUCAUUUAGUAUAAAAAAAAAUCAUCUUCAGUUUAUGAUCAUCCCGUAAUUUUUGUUGUGCUCCCCCUUGGUUUUGUUUUCACAUUAUAUUUAUCAUUGAAUCGUUUUUCAGUCCAUUUUCGGUUAGGUUCUUGAUUGAUUUGGUUUCAUUUAAUUUAAUUUUUGUCUGAAUACAAUAUACUCCAGCGAAUUACAAAUAUUGGCUAAGUUUUAUGUUUAACAAAUAAAUUUAUACGUGCAAAUAACGUGUAUGUCAAUGGUUCAAAGAGAAUAACAAACCAAAAAUAUUUCCAGUAUAAUUAUUUUCACCAUUCUGUCCACGAUUUUCGGCAUUCGUGGCGAACAUCACAAACACUAAAUUACAACUUCCCUUUUGAUUCCUAUUCUAUUGUUGUCCCAAUUUGUGUCCACGUCUACACAGCUAUCAAUAAUAUUGUCAGCGAUUAUUUUCGCACCUGACAAGAAGUGAUAUGACAGUUUUGCUUGUAAGUCACUUGUGUUAUUUUGAGUGAUGAUUCUGUCAAGUCUUGACCCAUAUUUGAAUCUUAUUAGUGAAUGUGUCAAUAUCGUUACAGAAAAAUAAAAUAAAGUUGAAGAUUAUAUCAUGGUCGGCAUUCAAAUGUCGCCAUUGACUCGAAUGAGCUAUUCACAAAUGCCUUCUUGAAAGGAAUUAUGAUUAUAGCAUAUUUUGCUUUACCAUAAAUAAGUCUGCACAUUUUCAUGACGGUCGCCAGACACAUUUUUAGCAGAAAAAAAUGUCCACUAAACUGAACAUGUUCGUCCAAUUUUUCUAUCCUCCGGAAAAUUGAUUGCAAAAACUUAUGGCCAGUCAUCGACUUGGUCAUUACACCGACAUUGAUUUUUUUUUUCGCCUGGCCGCCUAACGAUUAUGAGCGUAAUUGGAAUCAAUGUGGCCGUACACGUUUUUUUUUUGGUAUUUUACCCAACUUGUACGGUUUCUUGAUAAACACUAUACAGCAGAGAAAAUUCCAGCUAAUACAAUUAAAAUGUGCUGGAACAGUGCUAGCUAUUGCUUAUAUGCGCCAUUCUUCUCCACGAGUAACCAUGAAUCAUGAUUGCAUACAGUUCGAUAUUGCUACGUUUUAUUUCACGAACUUUUUGUUCUCGAACUUUUGUUAUAUUUUCCACUUCUUUAUCUCUCUUUCUCUAUAUAUUUUGCUCUAUAUGAUAUACAAUCAAAUUGUAACAUUUUCGAUUUUCGUUGGAACAAUACAUAUACAAAUAUUUAGUAAUAUUCAGUGGUAGAAGAAUUAUCGUAUUGGACAAUUGUCGGCCCUGUUUUAUUUCUUUCACUAUGUGCGCUGCUACGUCUGUUCAAAUGUUCAAAGAAAGAAUCGAAGCAGCCACACAGGAAUUUGUAGCUACUGUUUUAUUCUCGUUUGUGAUUCGUUGCAUACAACACACAGUGUGUCUUGAAACCAACGCUUAUUUUCUAUCGCCAUAAAGUCUAAUAUAUUUUGUGUGUUUUUUUAUAUUGAGCUUUUGUAAUUCAUAUUUUUCUCCGAAUUUGAAAUACGUUUUUUUUGCUUGAUUUCUUGUGAAUUUCAAGAGCAUUUUGUGUUUUUUUUUUUCUUUCCAAAGUCUAUAGUUUUAUAAAUCGUGAAUAUUUUCCAUUUCGAUUAUAUCUAUAAGUUUUGUUCACAUAAUAAAAGAAAACGAAAGAAUUGUGUUCUGUUGUGAAAUAUCCGGACUCUUCCUCCUGCGUCUAUAACUAGAUUUUUGAUUCUGUUUGAGUACACGUUGACAGUAUUUAAUUAAAUUCAUUGAACACAAUAUUUACCAUUAUUGUCGGUUGGUUGGUAAGUUAGUUUGAACUAAUACUACUUGAGUUUACGUGAACCGAAAAUCCUCCACAGAAUAAUGAACAAGCAAAACAUUUUAUGGGAAUACGUCUUCUGAGACAAAUUUAAUUAGUAUCACAUUUCUUUGCAAAUAAACUCUUCAACAUGAAUAAAUUUGUAACAGCAUAAAAAGUAUAAACACGAUUUUGAAGAAGCGAUCAUUUUUAGCCAUUCUUUCUUUAUUGUCGAAUUGAAUGAACAAAAAUUAAAUUAAAACAACUAUAACUUUAUUGAAUUUAAACAUAAAAGUUGGUCAUAAAUAUUUUGCAAAUCACUUUUUCGUUUUUUGGUCAGUGUGAAAACUGUAAUAUUUUGAAAUCUUUUCUUUCAACCGAUAAUUUGAGUUAAAAUUACAUUUGGUUGUUUCUAUUUAUUGUUGUUAUUCAUUUAUGUUUUGGAUUCGUUGUUUUCUUUCAUGUCAUGUAAUUUUAAAUUGUGUAUGUGAAUUUAUGGAAAAAAAUAGUUUCGAGAAUAAGUUUGGUAUCCAAUAUCCUAGUGAAUUGAAAUGGUAGCCUGACUUAUUCUCCGAAUAUUUUGAGAAAUUUACGAAAAACCUUCAACAUCUUUGACACACACGAAUUACACUCAUACUGAACACAAAUUACACUCACAAAAAACCGCAUUCAUGACAAGUCAUUUUGAACAUUCAGCCAGUAUUUAAACGCUUUGUCUGUCAUUGUGCAUUCAGUCGCUUUCACAAUACUCUUUGCUUAUUUUACGUACAAUUUCUGUCUCUGUCUUUUAAACAUGCUGAAAAAAUUUCAUUUACUUCAAAAUGUCGCCAAAAAGGAACGAAAUUUGAUUUUAUUCGAUUUUACGUUUAUUUUGUUGAAGUUUUCAGUUUUUUAUUUUCCUUUUA